Molecule: messenger RNA, 1380 nt
Organism: Westerdykella ornata
Lineage: Eukaryota; Fungi; Ascomycota; Dothideomycetes; Pleosporales; Sporormiaceae
Product: acid phosphatase-like protein
Exons: 3
Coding region: 1-1380 (459 amino acids)
Cellular component (GO): fungal-type cell wall
Molecular function (GO): acid phosphatase activity
Source: RefSeq, a predicted model, not a curated record
AUGGUGCCUAUCAGUCCUCAAGACCAAGAUGCCAUGAUGACGUUGAUGCCCCGGGUCCCUCACAAAGGGGCCCUGGUAGCUAAUACUGUCCUUGCAGCGUAUACCUUCAAUCCGCUGCAACACCUUGCGGGGAUCUCUCCCUACUUUGAGCACGAAGAGCCUUACCUCGAUCCAAAUCCCCCGCAAGGAUGCAAUGUCACCAGAGCUGCAUACCUCAUACGACACUCCGCAAUCUAUGCCAACGAUUUCGACUACGAGGAGUAUAUCGAACCUUUUACCGACAAGUUAAAGAAUACCACAGUCGAUUGGAGCAAGGCCGGGCCGCUCUCCUUCCUAUCCACAUGGAAAAUCCCAAUUGACGAUGACGAUCUCGAGGAGCUGACCAGGGUCGGCGAGCUGCAAUCUUUCAUGCUGGGCACAGUUGUUCGCAUACGAUACCCCAACCUGAGGCGGCCACGGAAGAUGUGGACAUCCACCGCCGAGCGCGCAGUGGACAGCGCCUUGUUUUUCAUGCGUGGAAUCACGGAUUGGAACAACAGUACUGAGCUGGUCCAAGUUCCGGAAAACAAGGCUGCCGGGGCUAAUAGUUUGACGCCUUACAAAGGAUGUCCAAAGUACAGCUCUUCGGCAGGGAGUAAAGAGUCUUCAGAAUACAAAGCUCUCUAUACCAAACCACUCAUUGAACGCUUCCGCAAUCUGGCGCCGCAGUUCAACUUCACGUCGGACGAUAUAGUCGGAAUGCAGCAGCUAUGCGGCUACGAAACUGUCAUCCGAGGAUCGUCACCAUUCUGCUCUCCUGACCUUUUCGCGCCCAACGACUGGCUGGCUUUUGAAUACACCGAAGACGUGCGGUACCACUAUAACGUCGGUUAUGGUAAUCCGAUCUCAGGCGUCCUGGGUUUUCCCUGGGUAAAAGCUACAGCGUCGACUUUACUCGCGGAUGAAGCCGAUGAGGAUAUUUACUUAUCUUUCACACACCGAGAACUUCCCCCGACCGUUGUGGUAGCGCUGGGUCUUUUCAAUAACUCAAUGUAUUCGGGGGCCGACGCGCCAAAUGCAACGAUGCCGCCAUCGAAACAGAACCACGCUCGAGCCUGGCGGUCUUCGCGCAUUAUCCCAUUUUUGGGCAAUAUCGCCAUUGAGAAGAUGGCAUGCGACAGCUAUGGAUAUGACGUUGGGGACUACUUCCGGGUCCUUGUCAAUCGCAGUCCCCAGCAAAUGCCCGACUGUGCGGAUGGUCCUGGCGAGAGCUGUUCUAAGAGCAAGUUUGAAGAAUUCAUAAGGCAGCGUGGAGAAUUGUUGGGGGGCUACACAGAUCGCUGUUCGCCCGAGUACAACAACUCAACAGACGUUUUGAGUAUUUAUGAUAACAAUGCCUGA